Colletotrichum acutatum is the source of this 774-nucleotide messenger RNA. Its product is annotated as putative nitrilase family protein. The record is from RefSeq and is a predicted model, not a curated record. Gene Ontology annotation, biological process: L-glutamine metabolic process; oxaloacetate metabolic process. The transcript has a single exon. NCBI's taxonomy places the organism in Eukaryota, Fungi, Ascomycota, Sordariomycetes, Glomerellales, Glomerellaceae. Gene Ontology annotation, cellular component: mitochondrion. The annotation marks the transcript as partial. Gene Ontology annotation, molecular function: omega-amidase activity.
GCAUCAAGCCACGGAGCUCAAAUUGUCGUACUCCCGGAAUGCUUCAACUCGCCCUACUCCACGACAUCCUUCCCAGAAUACGCCGAAGUUUUGCAACCAGCCCCGCCACCGGAAUCCUCAUCCCCAAGCUUUCAUGCUUUGAGUAGUAUGGCAAAAGCUUCUGGCGUCUAUCUUGUCGGCGGCAGUAUACCAGAGUUGGACCCGGAUACGCGCAGGAUCUUCAACACCAGCCUCGUCUUCUCGCCUCACGGAUGGCUCAUCGGAAAGCAUCGCAAAGCCCACUUGUUUGACGUCGAUAUUCCAGGCCAGAUGACAUUUCGCGAGUCAGACACUCUUUCUCCAGGCAACUCCAUUACUUUAUUAGACCUCCCUAAAUACGGCACGAUUGGGCUCGGAAUCUGCUACGACAUCAGGUUCGCCGAGUUCGCCACAAUCGCAUCCCGCAAUGGUGCCUUUGCCUUGAUUUUCCCCUCGGCGUUCAACAGUACCACGGGUCCUCUACACUGGGAAUGUCUUGCACGUGCCAGGGCCCUUGACAACCAGCUGUAUGUGGCUAUGUGCUCGCAGUCGUACGAGCCGGGGUCUGGGUAUCCAGCGUGGGGCCACAGCAUGGUAGUCGAUCCCGAUGGGCAGAUCAUCGCGACUGCAGAGAGAGGACCGGCGAUUGUAUAUGCGGAUCUAAGCGACGAAUCUAUCGGUCAGGCGAGGAGGCAGAUCCCUAUUGGAUCCCAGCGGAGAUGGGAUCUCUACCCCGACAUCGCCAAGCUGACAUAA